UCUUAAAGUUUUGUGUUGUCAUUUCGGAAUAUUGCUAAUGGCGGCUGUCGGCGGUCCAACUAGACAGUCAAGGGUGUCCAUGAGUGUCUCGAUGUCACUAGUACAGGGAGGCGCUGCUGGAGCACCGCAAGGAGCUAUAUUGGCAGCAGCAGCUCCAUUUUAUCAACCACCGGCUGUACCACAAGAUGUACAACCAGAUCGACCGAUCGGAUAUGGAGCAUUUGGUGUCGUAUGGGCUGUCACAGAUCCUCGAGAUGGUAGACGUGUUGCACUUAAGAAGCUUCCAAAUGUAUUUCAAUCGCUUGUUUCAUCCAAAAGAGUAUUCCGAGAACUCAAAAUGUUGUGCUUUUUCAAACACGAAAACGUAUUAUCAGCACUUGACAUUCUUCAACCACCUCAUCUGGACUUUUUCCAAGAAAUUUAUGUGAUAACAGAACUGCUGCAAUCAGAUCUGCAUAAAAUUAUAGUUUCACCACAGCAUUUGUCAGCCGACCACAUCAAAGUGUUUCUGUACCAGAUAUUGCGUGGACUUAAAUAUUUACAUUCGGCUAGGAUAUUGCACAGGGACAUCAAACCAGGAAAUUUGCUCGUUAACAGUAAUUGUGUUUUAAAGAUUUGUGACUUUGGAUUGGCCCGCGUUGAAGAACCAGACACCUCAAAGCAUAUGACCCAAGAGGUCGUGACACAGUACUAUCGUGCACCGGAAAUUUUAAUGGGAGCUCGUCAUUAUUCUGCCGCUGUUGAUGUAUGGUCGGUGGGAUGUAUAUUCGGUGAAUUGCUCGGCCGACGGAUACUGUUCCAGGCACAAAGUCCUGUGCAGCAAUUAGAAUUAAUUACCGAACUAUUGGGUACACCACUGCUGGCUGAUAUGCGACAUGCGUGCGAAGGAGCACGAACUCAUAUGUUACGGAGAGCACCGAAACCACCGUCACUAUCCGCUCUCUACACACUCAGUUCGCAUGCGACUCAUGAAGCUGUACAUUUACUGUGCCAGAUGUUAGUUUUUGAUCCGGACAAGAGAAUAUCGGUCACUGAUGCUCUUGCUCACCCCUACCUCGAUGAAGGAAGACUGCGAUAUCAUUCAUGUAUGUGUAAAUGUUGUUUCACAACAUCGUCAAGUAUGCGCCAAUACACUGGUGAUUUCGAACCAGCAGCUAGUCAGUUGUUUGACGAUUUGUGGGAACGAAAACUGACGUCAGUGCAGCAAGUUAAAGAGGAAAUGCACAAAUUUAUUGCCGAACAAUUACAAACCGGUCGGGUUCCAUUGUGCAUUAAUCCACAGAGUGCAGCGUUCAAAAGCUUCGCUAGCUCAAACGUUGCUCAUCCCUCCGAACUACCCGUCACCACAUCAAUGGGAAUGACAUCACAACGGGGCGAUAGCUGCCUAAAAUUUACUAAAAUCAAACCUUCAUCGACAACUAUUCAAAUGAAGGUGAAUUUACCCAUCAAAAUUCAGAAUCAACAAAGAGACAUCAAUGAAAGAAGUGUCAUCGUUUUCCACAGAUCUCAUCAAUAGUUGAAUUAAGAAAUGGACAGUGUUUCCGGUUGAUACACUUGUUCCAUCAGUGAAUAUAUUUAUUGAAAUAUUGACCAAAAAAAUAAUGUCGGAUCAUCUCAACACAAUCUGUAUUGUCUAUUUUGUGUUAAUCGUGUGAAUAUAUAUGAUAACCAUUCCGUCAUCAGACUAAAAUGCAUCUUUGCCUCCCAUUUAUUUUAAAUACUUUCAACUGAUCUAUCGAAAAUACAUGAACAACGUAAACCAUCUGCAGAUGGUGGAACGGGACAGAAAUUCUGGAUGCAUCACUUAUUAAACAGAUAGAUUUUGAAUUAAGGUCAUGGGAAGACAACAAUGUCCCAUGUGGAAUAUUAAAAACGUAAACCGCCGUUUAAUAGUUAUUAGCAGUGCUUAUUGUGUGCUCAGUGUUUUAAAGAAUUUAAACAAAGCAAAAUAAAGGAAGUUAAUUAAAAAAAUGAGAAUCCGCUUAAAUUCAUACAAGUAAAAAACGGUGGUAGGACACAAGACAAGAUAAUUAUUAUACAGCUAACGUAGACAACUUAUUUUUUGCCAAAUUUACCUCAAUUUUUUAACAAAUUUAGAGACAUAGUUAAUUAAUGAUAUAGACACCGAAGUUAAUGGAGAAGAUGAGAAAGGGUUUAAGCUUUUUUUGGGGGUGGGUAAGGAAACGAAAUGUUUAGUGUACUGAAAUUGAAAACAAAUUGUUUGUCUUCGUAAAUUUAGUUAAAAUUUUCCUUUUCUUUUGAUGAUUUUUAUAUAAUUCAGAAAAACAAAAUAUAUUUUUCUAUGAGAGCGAAAAGGAAAUGAAGAGAAAUUCUAACAAAAAAUUUGUAAAAAAAAAUGAAAAGCAAAAUUUAAAAGUCAACUUUGAAAAAUUGUGUUCAAGAUACGACAGAAAUUUAGGACAGAGUGUAGAUGUUGUGAUAAAAUAAAACGAAAAUUUAUUUGAUAGGAUUGACCAAUUUAGUAAUCCUUUCGGUAUUUAGGUUUAAAAUUCUUUUUUCUUUUAAUUUUAAAUUCAAUUUUCUAAUUUUUGUGAUUUUUGAAGCGGACGAAGAAAAGUGCAUUGAAUAGAUAACGACGUAAGCAAAUAUAAUUCUUAAAUAAUGAAAAAGCUUUCGGGUAAAUUCACCAUCAAUUCCAAUUGACCUGUUUGAGUAUUCACUGUGAUCUUUCACUCAAAUUACUUAAUCUCUACAGAUAUUCUGAAACAGAUUCUCUGAAGAAAGGGAUGAUAAUUCGGUUUCAUAUCUAAGACCGACAUGGCCGAUUUGGUUUCUCCGUUCGUAAUGUCUGAACGACUGACCGAUAAGCAAUGUUACGUGACACUACUUCUGAAACAUAAGACCCUCACGAGAGCAAACAGUCAUUGCGAAAAUAUAUCUCGACUGGAAGAGUUGCCUGAUUAUGAUCGUAUUGUCUUUGACAUACAUAGUUUCAGUUUCAAAGCCAGAAAAGUUGACAAAAUGUUGACGAAAAUUCACGCGCAAAAAAACUGUGUACCGAGGAGAAAAGAUCAAAUACUUAAGUCAAAAAUGGAGACCAUUUAACCGAAACACUGUAUAAACUGAAACUCUAACGAAAAAGACACACUGCCCAUGUUAUUUGAACCUCAUGACAUUAUUCUACUGGAAGGAAUAAAAUUGAGAAAUCUUAGUUUUGUCUUUGUAAAUAAAUUGGUGAAAAAAAGCAAUUUAGAAUUUUAUUAAAAUGUGAAACUAACUUGGAUGUGGAUAAAGUGCAAAAAGUGUUUUAUUUAAUCUUUACACAUAAAUGCAAAUAGGCUCUCGUUCAAUCAAACUCUGACAAUUUUUUCAAUUGUCUUUGAAAGAUACUGAUUAAACACGGCAAUGUCCUUAAAAUCAUUUUAAUAGUUAAACAAUGUAUAUAUCAGAAAAUUAUUCCCAUACGUAAAACAACUGAAACGCGAGGUCAUCUUAAAACUUGAUCAGAUAGCAACAAACUCGAAAGAGAAAAAAAAUAUCUUUACACUUAAGAAAGGAAAAAGAUAAGGAAAUGAGUAGUUAGAAAUAUCGAGGUCCUAGAAGGUAGUCAGGCUACAGAAGGUUAUCAGGCUCUUCAAGGUAGUCAGGCUCUUCAUGGUGGUCAGGCUCUUCAUGGUGGUCAGGCUCUUUAUGGUGGUCAGGCUCUUCAAGGUGAUCAGGCUCUUCAAGGCUAUAACUCUCAAGAAAUGCAACUCAGGAAGAACACAAUUAUAAAGGGUUUUAAUUCUCGAAGUUUGCAAUCUCAACAGUUAUCCAGGGUUCGAAAUGCAAAUGAUUGGAAGCCUUGGGGAUUUCUAAACAAAACUUUUUGAGGUGACUGUAUCUUGUAAUCGGUUUUUUUACUAAUUGACGUUAUCGAGCAGCUCGAUAUAACCGAAACGUUUUGGGAGAAUAUCGAAAAACGCUGAAUAGGAAUAGAAACGGAAACUGUUGAAAAAUGAUGAGAUUAUUGUUAUUCUUCGAUUGAAUGACUGCUGUAUUUCAUUUUGACAACAUAAAUUAUCGGAACACUAAAAAUAGAGCUUCGUGUAUAGAAAUAAAUCAACAAUUGUAUUGUUCCAUUCAAAUAUUAUUUGAUCAAAAAUAACAAAUUGAAAUUAAUUGAUGCACAAAACAUUCUUUAAAUAUUGAAAACAUGAAAAAAAAAUAAAGUAAAUAAAAUAAUGAAAAUCAACUAAAGUAAACAAGUAAAUAGACAGCAACAACAACAGAAAAAAAAGUGUAAAACAUAAAAAAUGUAAACAAAAAAUAAAUUGUGUAAAAUUUUAAAAUAUUUAAAUAUUUUUACAAUACAUACCUAUCUUGUACCUAAAUAUAGCGUGUCUUAAUUAGAAUUAUAGAAAUGAUUUUGUGUAUACACUUUGCAAAGAAAAAGAAAAUGUUCGAUCAUUUGGAACACUCAUUUGUUUCAUUCAUUUCAGUUUAUCAAUUCGCAUCACAUCUAAGUUCAUCCUGAAUUUGGAAUGUGAUGCGACGAUUACAAAAAAGUGUACAUAGAGUGUAGGCUUUCAGUUUUUCUUUUUUCCUUCUGUGCUAGUUCAGUGUAUUUUUGCGUGCACUUAUUCGUUUUUAAUUAAUCAGCCGAAUACAGUAUGAAUGUUGUAUAGUGACGCAAAAAUAAUGUUCACAAACGAUAAAUUCAUUCAAAUAUAUUCGACAAAAUUUUUCUGAAUGUUGUCUUAACCAAUUCGAUAGUUAUUCCCCGUAAAAAUACAGUUUAUAGAGAUACACAACAAAUAAACGAAAUAGAUUUCAUAGAGUAAAUAACCCGUCACUAUUUUAGUAGGUUGAAUGUGAAUUAUAUUUUACAACCAGUGAGUGGGACUUUGUUUGCUUUUGAAUUGUGUCACGAUUGUAGUAAUCGCACAAUUUGCAAACAAUAAUCGUACCCACCUGCAAUUUACUUACUCUUUUCAAAGCGGAAGUGGGACAAAAUGUCAUUCCGUCACUUUUCGUGAGAAAUUUGAAAUUAUCAACAAAAUUUCUCGCCUGCUUGACGGGAACAAAAUUUUAAUUUUCUCGCCGCUGAGAAAAGACCAAUAUAUGCGAAAUUAUUUUCAGACCUCAUUUCCGGGACGAUGUAAGAUAAUCACACUCGGUCAAUUGACGCGAGAAACAUCUGAGUUAUUCCUCUGCAGACUAGGAUAUUUAUCGCUCCUGAUGUUUGAUGAAAACGACAUCUACGACCCAUGAACUCUGGAUAAUACGGUCCUAUUUACUGCCUUGUUGAGCCAAAUCACUGAAUUAUUUGUGUGCUUCGGAGAACUUUCGAAAGCUUUGAGCUACUAUACGAUUCCUUUGGAAAAGUGAAAUAUUUCUGCAAAGUAAGCUCUCGAAAGCUCUUUAAAAGGAAAGAUACAAAUGCGAUACCAUGUUUUGGCUUAUCACGGUAAUAUAGCAAAUUGCUGGUUAACAAUAUUGAAAUAGAAGAUUUUGUAUAAUUCUCUGUUGAAAGAAUUUAGAUCAAAGGAAGUAAUAGACUUGAUAAAUAGAUGGAUACUGUUUGCAAAAGGUUACAACAACUGAUGUGAAGCUAAAAGUCAAAAUUUAGUUAGGAGAAUGGGGUCUAAAAUACUGUACAACAUUUUGCAAUGUUCAUGCAACACUUUUAAUCAAUCUUGCUACUCAAUCUAAAUGUCUAUGAUAGCAAACCUAACAAAUAUAUUACAAGAAAAACUUUGAAAAAAUUUCAAUAAAUUUUAAUGGUAAAAUUCGAAGUUAUUGCCUGUUUUCAGUCCGUGCAUGAAAGUUUAACCGUAGCGAUUAGAUGUUAAUUGAUAUAUAUUUUUGGAACCAAAUAAAAUAUGGGAAAACAAGAAAGAAUGAAAGACAAAAAGAAAUGUGUAACGCUAGGAAUAGGAAA
Molecule: messenger RNA, 5884 nt
Organism: Bradysia coprophila
Lineage: Eukaryota; Metazoa; Arthropoda; Insecta; Diptera; Sciaridae
Product: serine/threonine-protein kinase nemo
Biological process (GO): protein phosphorylation
Molecular function (GO): ATP binding; MAP kinase activity
Source: RefSeq, a predicted model, not a curated record